This is a messenger RNA of Symbiodinium sp. CCMP2592, 318 nucleotides long. NCBI's taxonomy places the organism in Eukaryota, Dinophyceae, Suessiales, Symbiodiniaceae. The record is from the annotation of a GenBank genome assembly.
AUGCCCUGGACCGCACCUUGGAGCGCCUGGAUGACCCGAAGAUGUCAGCCGCGCCAGCGCAGAAGCUCCGCGGCUUCGCCUGACAACAGCCAGUCACCUCCGAAGCCGCUGCUGAAUCGGCUGCUGCCGCUCAUCGAGGCCUUCUUCGUGCUGCACGGUCACGCGGACAAGGCCCCACGACCAGAGGAACCACUUCAGAUGACCGAGGGCGGCUCGUCACGGCACGUUUUUGCCGAGUUCCACGAGCAGUCCGCAGCAGAGAGAUCUCGCAUCGGCCAGUUCUGCAAGAAGCAUCGGCGUCAGUACUGCGUCCGUUGA